AAUCUUCCAUUCCUAACUCCUAAGUUCUCCAACAAGUUCAUAGCUUCCAAGGAACUAGAGGGUCGUUCAUCGGAUAACUUCGAGAUUCCGGCGAAGAUGAAGGUGCUCGUCGCCGUGAAGCGCGUCGUGGACUAUGCCGUCAAGAUCCGCGUCAAGCCCGACAAGAGUGGAGUGGAGACGAGCAACGUGAAGAUGUCGAUGAACCCCUUCUGUGAAAUUGCCCUUGAGGAGGCCCUCCGCAUACGCGAGAACGGCGGAGCAUCAGAGGUCGUCGCCGUUUCCAUUGGCCCCACUCAGUGCACCGAAACCCUGAGGACGGCGCUGGCCAUGGGCGCUGAUCGUGCCGUUCACGUGGACGUUGGACCUGCUACAGUCUUCCCGCUCUCCGUUGCAAAGAUUCUGAGGGCCAUCGCAGAGGCGGAGAAGCCGGGACUCAUGAUCCUCGGCAAACAG
Phalaenopsis equestris is the source of this 453-nucleotide messenger RNA. RefSeq names its product electron transfer flavoprotein subunit beta, mitochondrial. Gene Ontology annotation, molecular function: electron transfer activity. Gene Ontology annotation, cellular component: cytosol. Lineage: Eukaryota; Viridiplantae; Streptophyta; Magnoliopsida; Asparagales; Orchidaceae. The record is from RefSeq and is a predicted model, not a curated record.